AGCUUCAGUGAAGAUGUGUUCCAGUCCGUAAAGUCUUUAUUGCAGAGUGAGAAGGAGCUAUGCAGUGUAUCAGCAGAGGACUGUUUAAAGCAGGAUGAACAUGCCAGUUUGACUGAGGUCACAUUUCUAGGUUUUAAUGAAGAAACAGAUGCUGCUCAUAUACAGGAUUCGGCUGCAGUUUCUUUGGAACUCCCAGAUCUUCUGAAUUCACUGCACUUCUGCAGUCUAAAUGAAAAUGAAAUUAUUUGUAUGAAGGAUAUAAAUAAAUCAUCAGAUAUAAACACUGGUCCUCUAAACCAGAGUCAUCAUCCUGGAAUGCUUUGUGUCAUGAGAGUGUCAUCUACAUUACCAAGACUCAGAAUUGAUUUUCUCUUUAGUCUCCUAAGUAAAUAUGCUAUGGGUAUAAGGUACACCCUGGACACAUGUUUGCAUCAGAAGUGCCAGCUUGAGGCCACUGAUGAAGAUGAUGACGAUACUAACCAGUCAGUAUCUUCCAUCGAAGAUGACUUUGUCACUGCCUUUGAGCACUUAGAGGAUGAAGAGGCUUCAAAGCCAUAUAAUGAUGGAAUAAACAUUACUGCACUAAGGAGCCAGUGUGAUGCUGCUUCACAGACUAUUUCUGGUCACCGUUUAGAAACCCAUGAUUUCAGGGUUCUGGUUGGCUCUGGGUGGCAGAAGUCAUUGGCUAAACCUUCUGCUUCUUUAAUAAGUAUUCUGGGACAUAAAGAACUGCCUUCUGUGAAAGCUUCAGUCACGACAUCAGUUUCUGAGCCUUGGGUCCAAAGGAGUUUCUAUAGGUCCUCUGCUGCUUCAGAUAAAGAUAGCGAUGCUGAUGUGCAGAAACAGUUGUUCUCUUCUUCUCCUGCCUACUCGUCUGAAUCUGAAUGCUCAAGUCCAAGUCCUGUUAUUUUCUUGGAUGAAGAGGGAUAUCAAAAAAGUUUAAAAGCAAAACUUGAGUUACCUAAAAUUCCUGUGAUGAAGGAUGAUAUUGAGGAUUCAGACUCAGAAGUAAGUGAGUUUUUCGAUAGUUUUGAUCAGUUUGAUGAACUAGAACAGACUUCGGAGUCUGCUUGUCCAUUUCUAAAAGAUCCUGCCAUAGGGAAGCUGUCACACAAAAAAGGGCACAAACAUGAAAAAUUGUGUUCUGUAACCACUACUAUGAAUCCUCAGAAAUUCAAGUUUGAUCGUCCAGCUCUCCCAGCUAAUGUUAAGAAGCCAACUCCUCGUAAACCAGAAUCCCCUUACAGUCACCUGUGUGAUGCUCCAGAUUCUCCCCGCCCAGUGAAGGCAUCAGGGGAAGACAGUGGUUUGUUUAGCCCUAUUCGAUCCUCUGCUUUCAGUCCUCUUGGAGGCUGUACCCCUGCUGAAUGUUUUUGCCAAACAGAUAUUGGUGAAGACAGGAUUCAUGAAAAUCAUGAUUCUGUUUAUUAUACCUAUGAAGAUUAUGCAGAUAGCCUUUCAUGUGACGUACUGGGCUCGGUUCUUUAUACCCAACAUACAAAUGCAACAUCCAACAUUAAUAGUAUUAAAAAGGGAGAAAAUAAAAUGGUAGCUCUUAAGUGUGGAAGCCUUGAUCAAAAAAGUAAAUCCAAAAAUAAAUCCUCAGUGAUUAAGGAUAGCAUUCAGAAGUUUGCAGCAGAUCUUGUGGAGAAAAGUUUUGGCAGUGCAUUUAAAGACUUACAGAAAGGAGUCUUUUCAUGUACCAAUGCUUUGUGCCAAUUAGCCAUGAAAUUGACAUCAUCCGUUUUUCAGAUGGCAUUUAAUGAACUGAGAAGGCAGCGUGCGUUUUCGUUGAAAGAACGUGCCAUUAGUGGUCUGGCUAACUUUUUGGUGAGUGAAGCUUUUGCAAAUGCUCUAAAAGAUUUACAGUAUGUAAAGAAGCAGAUCUUCACAAACACUGUUGCUAGGUUUGCUGCAGAUCUUGCUGAAGAACUUGUUUUUGAAGGCAUCAUGGAAGUGUGUCAGUUUUCGUAUCCUCCAACACCUGCAUCUCCACAGCGUCGGUCAUUUGACUAUGAAGACAAAGUAGUGAAGUCCUAUGCAAAAGAUUUGUCUGAAUCUGUAAUACAGGAAGCGUUCAUUGAGCUGUCUCAAGUUGACGUGACCUUCACAACAAAGGCAGCAGUCAGUGUUUCCACAGAUAACAUUAAGUAUGUGAGUGCAGAAAAUGUAGCGCCACCGACACAGACUUCUACAUUUUCCCCUACUUUUAAUGGUCAAACAAUUAUGGUGACAAAACCAAUACAGGAAUAUAAAAAGGAAUACACAGUACAACAGGCCUUGUUUUGUACUUCUGGAGUUGUUACUUCUAUACCAGUGCCCUUGGCAGGAGGUGCCCUUCUCCCAUAUCAUAUUUCAUCUAAUAUGUAUCAGGCAAAGUCUCAUCCAUCAUCUGAUGAUAGUAGUUUGAAUGGUGGUUCUACCCAAGCAGGGGUUGCCACAAAAAACAAGGAAGAGGAGGUAGCUUGUCUCAGGAAUAUUUGUUUACCUUCAGAACACCAUCCGGGUAACCAGAAUGAUGUUAAGCCAACUAAUGAUGAUAUUGAAAUGGAAAGCUCUUCAGAAGUAACAAGUGAUCCUGUGAUUAUUAGCAAUUUUUCUGUGGCAGUGGUGCAUGCAAUAGUAAAUGAAACUUUAGAUUCAGUGGCGUCAUUCAAAGUUACAAAAACAAUGGAUAAACACAAAGAUUGUUUAACUAAAACAGUAAAGGGAAAAACCCCUCCUUUUCACUGUGAUCAAGCGACACUGCAACAGAGUGAGGCUAGCAAGAAGGACAUGUUUGCUGACCGAUUAUCUAAAUCUGUUGUUAAACAUUCCAUAGACAAAAGCAAAUCAGUGAUCCCAAAUGCAGAUAAAAAUGGACUCCACAAGGAAGACUUGCCUGUUCCUGGAGAUGAGUCACGGUUGACCUCGGAAAAGUUCCCCAAGUUUCUUGAAGCUCAAGAUCAUUUAACUCACUGUUCACUUUCAGAAAGAAAGGAUUGUGUUCUGGAAUGUAAAGGUUAUAUGGCUCAUGGAUUUUCUUUAGAGACACUACCACCUUGUCCAACUGCAGCAGGUCAGAAACCCGAUUUGAAGGAAAUUGCUAAGGACAGAUCCGUGAAAAAGCAUAGUUUGAAUGAUACAGCACUUGAGCCCUUGCCUUUGGGGCAGGAGAACCCUUUUGCCCAUUCACAUAGUUUCUCAUCCCCAGUACUCACAUGUGCAGAUGGUUUGCACGUGGAAGAUAAACAGAAAAGCAGAGACGGGAAUGUGAUACCUGAUACUCCUCCAUCAACUCCUCUAGUCCCAUCCCAGGCUGCUUCUGAAUGGGAUAUCAAGAAGUUAACCAAAAAGCUCAAGGGGGAAUUAGCAAAAGAAUUUGCACCUGCCACACCACCUUCUACACCUCACAACUCGUCUGUUGGCAGUUUGUCUGAAAAUGAACAAAAUACUAUAGAAAAAGAAGAGUUCAUGUUGAAACUCAUGCGUCUCUCAGAAGAAGUUGAAAGUAGUGAGGAUGAAGAGCAGCCAGAAGUGGACAUGAAGUCAGAGCCCUCAGAGAAAGUGCAGUUUGCAGAUGCGUUAGCAAUACACAUCAUUUCUCUUGCAACCGAGCUGGCAGCUUCCCACUUGGAUAAUAAAAUAAUUCAAGAACCCAAGGUUAAAAGCCCUUGCUUAAAUGUGCAAAGUCAAAGAAGCGUAUCACCUACUUUUUUAAAUUGCUUAGAUGAAAACUUACAAACAUUAUGCAAUUUUGCAGGUGAUAUGGCAGCGGAAGUCAUUACAGAAGCUGAAAGAAUAGCAAAAGUUAGAAGUUGUAUGCUUUUCAGGCAGAAGAGGAACAGUUAUGUUGAUAGUGACCAAGAUUAUAGAUCAGAAGAGAAGACGGAUAUAGAGGCU
This is a messenger RNA of Globicephala melas (long-finned pilot whale), 3882 nucleotides long. RefSeq names its product A-kinase anchor protein 11. The record is from RefSeq and is a predicted model, not a curated record. Gene Ontology annotation, molecular function: protein kinase A binding. Gene Ontology annotation, cellular component: cytoplasm. NCBI's taxonomy places the organism in Eukaryota, Metazoa, Chordata, Mammalia, Artiodactyla, Delphinidae.